Molecule: messenger RNA, 3958 nt
Organism: Ictidomys tridecemlineatus (thirteen-lined ground squirrel)
Lineage: Eukaryota; Metazoa; Chordata; Mammalia; Rodentia; Sciuridae
Source: RefSeq, a predicted model, not a curated record
CUUCUUUUUCGGGCCAGCUUCCUGGCUGCGGGGCCAGGGAAACCAGCGGAACGCAGGUGUGCGAGGGCGGGGAGCUGGUCGAGCCUGGCCACCGAGGACUGUACGGCCGCGGGGGAUCGGUUUGGCGGCGACACUGAACUGCUCGGAGGCCGCCGCAAUGCUCCCGUCUUUGCAGGAAUCGCUGGAUGGGGAUGAAAAGGAGCUAGAGAGCAGCGAGGAGGGCGGCUCUGCAGAGGAGCGGAAACUCGAGCCGCCGCCCAGCAGCCACUACUGUCUCUACAGCUACCGCGGAAGCAGAUUGGCACAGCAACGUGGGGACAGUGAUGAUGGAAGCCCAAGUGGCACAAAUUUGGAAACUCCCUCUGGUGAUGAUUUCAGCCUCUCCUUGGUGGAUACUAAUUUACCAUCUGAAGUGGAGCCAGAGCUGCGGAGUUUCAUUGCUAAGCGUCUUUCGAAAGGAGCCAUCUUUGAAGGGCUGGGUAAUGUUGCAUCUGUAGAGCUGAGAAUUCCAGGUUAUCGAGUUGGUUGUUAUUAUUGUCUUUUCCAACAAGGAAAACUGCUUCCUGAAACAGCAACAGUGGGCUCUGAAUAUAACCCUACAGAGUAUGUGGUCUGUUUUUUAGGAGGUUCUGAAAAAGGCCUUGAGCUUUUCAGGCUUGAACUGGACAAGUACAUUCAAGGGCUAAAAAAUAACAUGAACUGUGAGGAAGGGGGCCUGGAAAACCAUACCAAGGCUUAUCUGAACAGCUGGUUUGAGGAUGUUGUUUGCCCAAUCCAAAGGGUUGUUCUUCUUUUUCAGGAGAAACUUACUUUUCUGCUACAUGCGGCUUUGAGUUAUACUCCUGUUGAGGUUAAAGAAUCAGAUGAAAAAACAAAGAGAGACAUUAACAGGUUUCUGAGUGUGGCCAGUCUUCAGGGACUAAUUCAUGAAGGCACCAUGACAUCUUUGUGCAUGGCCAUGACAGAAGAGCAGCAUAAGUCUGUAGUCAUCGAUUGCAGUGGCUCCCAGCCUCAGUUCUCCAAUGCAGGCCAUCAAGACACAAACAAUUUGAAGAGAUUUAUCCGACAGGCAGAAAUGAAUCAUUAUGCUUUGUUUAAAUGUUACAUGUUCCUAAAGAACUGUGGUAGUGGAGAUAUCCUUUUGAAGAUUGUUAAAGUGGAACACGAAGAAAUGCCUGAAGCCAAAAAUGUGGUAGCUGUCCUUGAAGAAUUCAUGAAAGAAGCUCUUGCCCAAGGUUUUUGAUCAUGUUUGAGACAACUACUUUGUGAAGUUGUAUAUUCAAGCCUUGGCAUUUGAAAUUGCAGUUGUUAAUAAUUGUUCAUAGGAUUACUGUUUAGGAUUAUUUGAAUUAUACCAGAUUGUUUUUUCUUUUUGUACUUAAAAAUUUUAACUUAAUUAAACAUAAAAAUCUGAGGAAUAUCUUAAUUGAGUCCUACAUCGAUAUGUGUGUUAGAAUUGUGGAAUUUUGGUCUAUUGUUGCACCCAUAAAUUCUAAACUUCAAAAUGUGUUGCCUAAGUGGACAUGGUGAUGAUGCAUACCUGUAAUCCCAGUGGCUGGGGAGUCUAAGGUAGAAGGAUCACUAAGUUCAAAGCCAGCCUCAGUCACUUAGUGAGGGCCCUAAGCAACAUAGCAAGACUGUCUCUAAAUUAAAUAUAAAAAGGGAUGGGGAUAUGGCACAAUGGUUAAGCAUCUCUGGGUUCAAUCCCUGUUACCAAAAAUAAAUAAAUAAUUAAAAGAAUGUGUUGCCUCAGAAACUUCAGAGAUGAUUUUGUGGCUUCUCUCAAAAGUUUGCUAGUGUAGUUACAAUUUUUCUUCUCAGAAAAAAACUCAUAGCACUUUUUUUCUCAAUAGAUUGUAGCUUCUUUUUUAAACACGUAAUUUCAGUCACAGAAAGAUUAGUACCACUACACCAUUUCAUAGAUUUGUGCAUCCUGCAUGCUGCAGGUACCUGAUACACUUUUUUUUUGGUCUGAUUAAUAGUUGGCUUGGAUGAUGAAGCCAGCUUUUAAGUCAAUAUGCAAAUAAAUCAUAAGUGUAUAAGAAAUUACAUAAGCUUCAAAAAUAGAUGCACUAGCUGCAAGAUAAAACGUUAGCUCUGAUGGAAAACUGCUGCAGAACUGGUGCCUGCCCGUCACCACUUUUCUUCAUUAAUUUGUCCACAGCUAGUUGCCAGUAUUUUUUUUUCUUUUAGAUGAAAAUGCCAGAGUUUUUAAAUAGAGUGUGAAGAAAUAAAGUACAUAAGUUUUACAAACAAACUGUAAGAUAAGGAAUGCAAACAGAGAUUCUUCCUAUCCGAGUUACUCAUUGAUUUUAGUUUUUGUAUAUUUAUUACAAACCUCAGAUUGUUUUACUGUGAAUCAAUUCACAGUGCCCUCGGCUAGCCAUUUAUAAUUCCCAUGGAAGCCAACGGUAGUUACACACAUAUUUGUUCUGCAUAGCUCUUUAAUAAAUUCAUUUGAUAAUGAUUUUUGUUUAGAAGAUGAGAAGUCUUAUGUUCUCACUGCCUUCAGGACGUUCAGAGGAACACAAGCCUGUAAAACUGAGCAACUCAUAAAUGGCUGUAAAUUCAUGUUAAGUGCUGAGUUUUAACUUUCAAAAUGACCGACAAUGGCCUUCUGCUUUCUCCUCUACAGAAGUAAGUCUAGGAACAUGACUCACCAAGCCCUUACUUUUUGUUUAAUGAGAAAUACAAUUCAGGAUCUUCAUAAAUGCUUUCAUAUGGUUUUAAAGUUUAAUAACAGAUUAUAGGCAGUAUGGAAAAAAAAUCUGAGCAACAUUUUUAAAAAAAUAUUUUUUAGGUGUAGAUGGACACAACACAAUGCCUUUAUUUUUAUGUGGUGCUGAGGAUCAAACCCCGGUCCCGCCUGUGCUAGGCGAGUGCUCUACCAUGAGCCACAAUCCCAGCCCCUAAGUAGCAUUUUUUAUAAAAGUAUUUAGGAUGACUAUGGAAGAUCUGCAAUUUUAUGACACUGUCUUAGAAUCUCUAGAAUCUUUUUUUUGUUUUGUUUUGUUUUCUUUUUCUAAUGCACUUGGUUGUCCAUUUGGAAGUUAGGUUUUUAAAUAAACAACAUGUUGAGUCUGGAAAAUAUAGUUUUAAUUUUCAAAUUCAUAUGCCAUUCAAGAGUCCAUGUUGUAAAUGGCUGUUAAAAGCAAAUGCUUGGCACAGUGGUGCAUGUUUUAAUCUCAGUGACUUGGGGAGACUGAGGCAGGAGGAUCACAAGUUCAAGGCCAGCCUGGGCAACUUAGCAAAACCAUAGGGUCUCAAAGGGCUGAGGAUUAUAGCCCAGUAGAAAAGUAUCCCUGGAUUCAAUCCCUAGUACUACAACAGUAAAAUAAUGAUAAAGCAAAUGUAUUACAUGUUUCAACUUACUUACAGAUAUAGGCAAGGUAUAACCAUAUCAUCUGUUUGUAUAUAUACACUCACUAUAUAUUACAGUUGUAGACAGUAGUCAUAUUUUUAAAAGUCUGACAUUCUGUGUCACUAUUAUAGACAGAAUGAUGUUAUGAAAUUGGAUACUGUGUUGAUCAUGAAAAGAAACUCAUGACAAGAAAUGAGUAUUUGUAUCCAAAUUUAAAUAAGCUAAUGUAUUAUUAAUGUUUAAAGUUGUACAGAGUGCCAGGUGUGGUGGCACAAACCUGUAAUCCCGGCUACUGAGGCUGAAGGAGGGGGAUUGCAAUUUUGAGACCAGCCUGGGAAAUUAGUGAGACCCUGUUUCAAAAUUAAAAAAAUAAAAAGGGCUGGGAUGUAGCUCAGUAGUAAAGUGCUCCUGAGUUCAAUCCACAGUAUCCCCCCCCCAAAAAAAGUAAUAAAGUUGUAAAAAGUAUUUGUUCAGACAGGAAUAAAUUUAUGUAUUAUUUAUGUGGUAUACACACAGAUAAAAUGUAUGUUUAUCAUGUACCCAAAAUGGUCUGUUUAUCUGUAAUUAUAUUUGUAAUAAAACUUAGCUUCUAAUCAA